Molecule: messenger RNA, 794 nt
Organism: Actinia tenebrosa (Australian red waratah sea anemone)
Lineage: Eukaryota; Metazoa; Cnidaria; Anthozoa; Actiniaria; Actiniidae
Source: RefSeq, a predicted model, not a curated record
UUCAUAAUUAAAAAUCAUGUUCCUUUUCAGGCUGUAAUCGUACUCUGACUAAAAGUUCAGAUGUUUUCCAGUCCCCUGGCUUCCCUGGUAAAUACCCGGAUGGACAGCUGUGCUCGUGGAGGAUCAUGGUCCCUGAUAAUCACACCCUACAUGUUCACUUUACGAACUUCUCUUUGUACGAGUACGAURAAGACUGUUUACAGCUAUACGAAAAUAAAAGCAGGAUUUUUAAAUCAAAGCAAGCAUUCUUUGGCCAAAAGUCACCCUUCACCAUCACAGCAACAAGAGAUGUGAUGUUCGUUUUUAGAUCAGACGAAGAAAACAACAGCACUGGAUUCAGGGCAAAUUAUACGAUGUUCAAAACGCCUACUACUGCCCCGCCAAAAACAACUGCAUAUUCAACAACCACCAUUAAACCAACAACAGAACACAUAACAACACAACCAACGACAACCAAACAACCAACUACUAAACAGCCAACCACUACAGAAGCAACAACAUUUCCAACGACAACAAAUAUUAACUCGACAACCAAUGAAACGGUACAAUGCAACCCAACAACAGCUAAAAACAAAUCUUACAAUAAAGACAAUAUCCAUCCAUUAAAGAAAACAUGGUUUUGUGAUGAGACUUGGAGAAUAGUUGUCAUGAUAAUACCGCUGGUCGUUUUCAUCCUUAUUGUUCUCGUCAUUAUCGACAUUUUUUGUCGUUGCAGAUCCAAAAAAGCCUCGAAGAGUGGCACAAGUGGAUCAAGGUAUGUGUCACUUAUAUUUUACACACACUUACUACUAUGA